UCCAGCUCUUCCCCUCCCUCCCCGUUUCUCCUCGCUCAGAAACGGCGCAGCAGGACGCCUGUCUGGGGGCUCAACCGCGCCUAGCUCUUGCAUGAGAGUUUUAAAACAAAAGACAACAACUUGGAAAGUGUUUUGCAGUGAGUUUGCAGGGGGAAUUGAGCUCUGCACGGGAGGAAAACAAAGGGGAGGGCCAGUGGACGCGCUGAUGGACUGUGGGAUGAGAUAGCGUCCUGCCCUAUCUCCCCAUCCUUCUCGGUGCUCGAGACGGACGGUGCUGCUUCUUUUCCGGAUGAUGUAACUGUUUCACGACAGGCUGAACUCGGAUUGUCUUUGCUUCCCACGAACGUGGACACGUCUGCUCUCCGGGAUACCCUGCGGAGACCCGCAUCCUCUGUUUUCUCGGAGCUCUGGUCCAGGUUUGCGGGUUUGGGGGACGCGGCUCGGCUCACGGAGCUGAAACUGGCGAUGGUGCGCACUGGUGCAGUCAUGUGGCAGAGGAUUCAGAUUUGCUGCGCACUGUUUGCACUGUAUUCAGCGGCACCGCCUGCACACAUCAACCGCCUGGCGCUGUUCCCUGACAAGAGCGCCUGGUGCGAAGCCAAGAACAUCACACAGAUAGUUGGGCACACAGGAUGUCAACCUCGCUCUAUUCAAAACAGAGCUUGUCUGGGCCAAUGUUUCAGUUACAGCGUCCCCAACACAUUCCCACAGUCGACCGAGUCUCUGGUGCACUGUGACUCCUGCAUGCCUGCCCAGACACAGUGGGAAGUGGUGACUCUGGAUUGUCCGGGCAGCGAUGAGUCCCCGCGGGUGGACAAGCUGGUGGAGCGGAUCUUCCACUGUAGCUGCCAGUCGUGCAGUAAGGAAGGAGCCCAGGAGGGGGCGGUGAUGCAGCUGUAUCCAGCAGACAACACCCUGGAUUCAGCCCCGUCUCUAUCCGACACCCUCACUGAAGUUCACUCCCACCCUCUGCCUCACUCAGACGUGCACUCCAACAAGCCGGUUCUGCACACAGACCACCACACGCUGCCACACACAUCAGACGGAGGUUAGGACCCUCACCCCCUUCAUCCAGACUUGUGACUUAGCUCGCCUCUGCCGCCCUCUCUGCUCUCCUCAAUACUGCAUCUUCCCUACCAGCCUCUAGUAAUGUUAAAGCACUUUGAAGAUAUGGCUUCCCUUUUGUUAAAAAAGCUUUUUCUGAAGACACACGCGCGUUAUCAGAAUGCACACAUUUAAAGAGCUCAAACAAACACACUCACUUAUGCACUUGUUUGCUAAUCAUCACAUUUUGUGUGCCUUCCAGACAUGACCAUAGCCUAUGAAUAAACUGUAGUCUUUGAAUUUUUCUUUGAAUGCAAUAAAUUCCAUGGUU
Messenger RNA from Menidia menidia (Atlantic silverside), 1375 nucleotides. NCBI's taxonomy places the organism in Eukaryota, Metazoa, Chordata, Actinopteri, Atheriniformes, Atherinopsidae. The record is from the annotation of a GenBank genome assembly.